Molecule: messenger RNA, 2331 nt
Organism: Sugiyamaella lignohabitans
Lineage: Eukaryota; Fungi; Ascomycota; Dipodascomycetes; Dipodascales; Trichomonascaceae
Gene: YBP1
Product: Ybp1p
Exons: 1
Coding region: 1-2331 (776 amino acids)
Biological process (GO): cellular response to oxidative stress
Cellular component (GO): cytoplasm
Source: RefSeq, a predicted model, not a curated record
AUGAGUUCUUCCGAGACUACAAAGGCAACAGAGUCAGCCGUUAAGACCGCUCAAGACCUAGUGUCGCAAUUGACUGACAAGAAUCAAAACUCUUCAGAUACUGGAAAGAAUACUACUUCCAUAGACAAGUCCAUUGGAUCUGAACAGUCUGAAAAAGUAACACCAACAAUUGAAAAAGAUUAUGCUCCGGCUGAAGACCAACAUAACAAAGAAGAUGAGGAUGACGAUGAGGAAGAAGACAAUGAUCUCACUCCUACUCCUAGCACUGCCUUUCAAGCUCCUAAGCUACCACCUAGAAAUGUCACAGGAAAGGUUGGUCUUGGCAAUGACGAUGAUACUAAGGAUGAAGACGAAGACGAAGACGAAGACGAUUCUAAUAGCACUACUUUGUCGGCUCCUGAAAUUAUAAGACAGGCUGCUAAGGAUGCUGCCAAGUACAAUGAUUAUAUAUCAUAUGCUACAGUGCUUGAAGAGACAAUGGAGGAUCCCAGUCGAUACUCUGAUGAUGAAAGACAGGAAAUUCUCGAGGCUUUGCUCGAGGUUCUUGAGGCUGAUAAUGUUUUGGUGCAGGAGAUCGGCUGGGAUUUGCCCAUUCCACUUCUCGAAUAUGUGGAAUCGGAGUAUAACUUUUCAGAAUAUUUGGCUAGCAGUGUUCAUAUUAAACUUGUCAUGAGAAUAUUCACUAUUCUCUGUGAAAGAGGUAAUCCCAAAGAACUGUUUCUCAAGGGUGUUGAGGCCCUUUCUACUAUGCAGGUGUGUUCGGAUGGUGAUGAAGAUGACCCGGAGACUGAGAUUAAGGAACGAUAUGCUGAUAUGAAGUUUUAUUUGGCUUUUGAACUAAUGUUCUUUUCAUUGAGACGAAUCGAUGUUCAGUAUCCAUCAAGAUUCUUAGCUACAGCCAUUACCGUAUUGCUGUCGUUUGUAGCAUCCAAUCUCGAGAACAUGAAACUUCUCUCUUUAGGUGUUUUGCUUCGUAGACUGUUUACCUUUGCCAGAGACUAUGAUACAGGUGUGGAGGUGGGAGAAGAGCCAUCUGUCGACCGAAUUCUACAGUACCCACAGAGUGAGAUUGAUAUCCAACAGAAGCUACUUCAGAGUUUUGUUACUUGGAUUGCUGAUUUCACCUUCCAAAGAUUCUCUGUUCAAUGGGCUCAAAGACUAUACUACGAAUUGAAGACGGAUGCCAGUGGAAACUCUACUCCAUAUGAAUUACAUUUGUACACGGGACGGAUAACCGAGUGUAUUGAACGAUUCUCGCAAUUGACAUAUUCGUUUGAUAUGGAUGUUAUCAAGCUCUUGAAAGAGCUUGUUGAUAAAAAGGAGCCACUAGGUACCCAGCGCGAUCUGAAGACGGACACAAUAAAAGAGGAAGAUGAAGAUAACGAGGCAACAGAAGCUUCUGAACAGGACAAACCCAAGUCCAUGUUUUCAGAUCUGUCAGAAGAAGGUAUUUUCCUUCUUGCUACACAAGUGAGAUUCGACUAUAGACAACAGACAGACAACGACUUGACAUUUUCAGAACUGGUUAAGCUGUCACUUCGAUUCUACCGUAAGUACAGCACCAGCGGAUCCAACACUCCACUUGGUAUCCAAGACGCAUCGCUCUUUUGGGCCCAAUGGCUUGCAAGAAACAUCACCGCUGAAGAAGUACGUAAAAUCCCAUCCGACGAUUUUGCUGCGUACUUGCAAUCGCUGAUGGUUCUUUCAGCGACUUCAUCUGAUAAAGAGUCGAGAUUCAUUGCGUACUCGCUGACUGCCAAGCUGCUAUCACUUCACAACCCUCAAGUGUCGUUUGAUUUUAUUGUCGACACUCUUACAUACUGUCCUUUCGAGAACGUCAAAGAUGCCACGGUGCGUAUUCUCAAGAGUCUAGCACUUCCACGCCGAACUGGAGCCGCCAGCUCUGGUCCUAUUGUGUCACCUGCCCUCAGAAGGGCCUCAGCUACCACAGUUGACAGUCUUUCCGACGGUAUAAGCUCACUGUCCGUCAAUUCGUCAUCACCCACCCCUGACGGUGUCGUUCCUGCUGUGAUUGUUCUCACCAAGGAAAGAACUCAGAUCAUUGAAAAGCUCGUGAAAGGCACCAGCGACGAAGUUCACGAGUCCGGCGGCAUCCUAUCCGACUGCCUACCAGUGCUCCUGUCAUGGAUCAACUUCAUCACCCUCGUCGAAACCGAUAAGCAGUUCCUGACCCAGUUCGUCAGCGACGUGACCAAAUUGCUGGCAGCACCAUCCACCUCUCUCGACGACCGUGCCAAAGAAGCGUACCGCCAGCGCCAGGGCUUCUUGACCCUCUCCCUCGAGAGCCUCAAAAGAAGACGUCUAGACUAA